AUGUGGGUUUUAAGGGAGAGGGGCGAGAGGGGCGAGAGGGGCGGAGAGCGGGGGGAGAGCGGGGGCAGAGCGGGGGCAGAGCGGGGGCAGAGCGGGGGCGGAGCGGGGGCGGAGCGGGGGCAGAGCGGGGGCGGAGCGGGGGCGGAGCGGGGCGGAGCGGGGGCGGAGCGGGGGCGGAGCGGGGGCGGAGCGGGGGCGGAGCGGGGGCGGAGCGGGGGCGGAGCGGGGGCGGAGCGGGGGCGGAGCGGGGGCGGAGCGGGGGCGGAGCGGGGGCGGAGCGGGGGCGGAGCGGGGGCGGAGCGGGGGCGGAGCGGGGGCGGAGCGGGGGCGGAGCGGGGGCGGAGCGGGGGCGGAGCGGGGGGCGGAGCGGGGGCGGAGCGGGGGCGGAGCGGGGGCGGAGCGGGGGCGGAGCGGGGGCGGAGCGGGGGCGGAGAGACGUCGUUCAUUGAUCAUGACGAGGCGUCGUACUUUGGCCAUGAAGAGUAA
Molecule: messenger RNA, 486 nt
Organism: Schistocerca nitens (vagrant locust)
Lineage: Eukaryota; Metazoa; Arthropoda; Insecta; Orthoptera; Acrididae
Exons: 2
Coding region: 1-486 (161 amino acids)
Source: RefSeq, a predicted model, not a curated record